AUGAAGGUGUGUGGACCUUACCUGGGUCAGGUGUGCAAGAGUAGAGCCAAAACCAAGACCUGCAGGAUGGAGGGUCGUAAAGGUCUGGACCACUGCUAUGGGGUGUUUGUCAAGAUUCAAAAAGCGAUCUCCACAAGCUCCAUCUUCUGCCCCGACCCGGAGAGCGGCAGCCAGAACGCCGACGACCUCAUCGAUUGUCUCGGCCUGCGCUUCACGUGGCUCCACUCGGUCUUCGAUAAUUUCCCUUCGCUGCUGAAUUUCGCUCUGAAGCUCCGCUGCGCGACGGGACUUUGUCCCCGCGAUAUGGAAGAUUACGGCUGCUCCUGCAGAUAUGUGGCGGCGGGAAACCCCGUCGAUCCUCUGGACACCUGCUGCUCUGCUCACAGGCUGUGCUACCAGAGCGCUGCCCCCUGCAGGCAGGAGCUGGUACUCCUGUCCAACAACUUCACCUGCUCUGCGGCCAACAGCAGCUGUGAUGCUGGCGACUGGUGCCAGCAGAGGCUUUGUGAAUGUGACCAGGCUGCUGUCGACUGCUUCGCUCUCAGCUCCUACAACUCAGCCAUGACGGGCCUGGCCGAGUCCCACUGCUCUGCUGCAGGACACACAGAUCGGUUUAACGGCACCGCGGGGACCGCCGGAGCCUUCACAGGAACAGAUGUGCUCUCAGCAGAAAAUGAGUCUGGCAGCAUCCUGCUCUCCAACUCGUCCCACCUGUCAGCAGAGGUGGACUGGCUGAUGAAUGGCGGAGUGGAAAACCGGAGCGACGCGGCAGGGAUGAGCGGUGACCUCAUCACCCCCCCUCCCCUCCCCUCCCCCCAGUCCGCACUGGCAGGGGAGUCAGAGGGAGGCCAACCUGUUGUAGAGCAGGAAGAGGAGUCAACACACACCUCCUCUAACGACGUGACCCUCACACACGAUCUGACCGGCUCGGAGACGGAGGCGGAGGCGGCGCUCGGACACUCAGGGACAGAUAAGGAUCUGACUACCCACAAUCCUCCAGCAGGCAGCCUGGGCUCAGCUUCUGUCGACCAUGACAGAGAAACACUGAUGAUGAUGAUGACUACCCACAAUCCACUGGGCUCUGCUGGUGAAAACAUGCAGAUCAUGGAGGUGCUACCGCCACCGACAUCACACACCUUUACAGCGUCUGCCAAGGAGGAGGAUGAUGAUGAAGAGUUACUGUCAUCAGAUUUAGCCCCAGAAGGUGCCGCUGACACAACCACAUCACCGACGUCAGCAAAACCCCGUCCAACCCCCACGGAGCUGCCAGGUGAUCCUGACCAGUCAUCUGAGGGGGGCGGGGCCGAGGAUCACGAUGGUGAUGAUGAUGAUGAUGAUGAUGAUGAUGGAGAGGAGGAGGAGGAGUUAGACAAUGAGCAUGUGAAGGAGCCUCUGGUGACCGCGGCUCCAGGCCCGGCCUCCGCAGCCACAGACGACUCCCGAGACACUGAAGAGACCUCAACGCUGCCAACCAGGAGGCCUUUACCUCCUCCGGCGGGUGUGGAAGCUGUCACUUCUGCAGUUAAAUCAGCCACACCGCUGACCUCAGAUCAGAGUGCGGAGCAGGACGGCAGCCGGGAGGAAACAGCUUCUCCACGCGGGGCGACCGCAGGUCGGGAGGUCAUCACCAUGGCAACAACAAGGUCUUCAACGAGCCCGUCGCCCCGAGAAACCGAGCCAGUUAGAUCCACUGUGGCGUCGGAGUCGCGUCCGACCGUGACCGAGGACUCGGCGGAGGAGGGUUUCACACCGACAACCUCUGCUGUUCACCUGAGCCGAGGCCGGGGGCCGAGAACGUCGACCUCAGGGAGCCCCGCCCACCAGACCACACGGGCAGGACGGAUCACCGCUUUCAAACCGAGAUCAGAGACGGGCACGCCGACCACGCCGCCGCCUCCGAAGGCCUCAUCACACACGACGGCUGAGGAGGCUUCUGAGGAAGAGGAGGAGCAGAGGGGGACGACUGCAGCAACAGACAAACCUCCAUGUGAGCAGGAGGAGGAGGAGGAGGAGGACAGCUCGCAGGAAGGAGACGCAGCCGCGGCUCACGUGUCCGGCGGCCGGGCGGCGGAGGCUCAGAGGCGGGCGGUGCCGUUCUUCGCCUGGUCGCUGCUGGAGUCUGUCGGCCUGAGCGACAUGCAGCUGCAGCCCGACAGCACAGAGUGCUCUCCGUCCUUCACGCUGUACAGCGGCGCCGGCCGAGCCGUGCUGGAGCUGCCGGCGCUGGGCCAGAUGCUUCACUGCCUGACGGGACGCUGCCCGCACGAGUACGAGAUGUACGGCUGCUACUGCGGCCAGCAGGGCGGCGGCGGGCGGCCUCUGGACCAGCUGGACAGGUGUUGUUUCUUCCAUCAGUGCUGCAUGAAGCAGAUCGGCUCCAUGGGCUGCAGGCCGGACAGGAAGCUCAACGCUCAGAUCUCCUGCGACAACGGGAAGGCGCGAUGUCAGGGUGUCAGUGUGUGUGACAAGCUGCAGUGUGUGUGUGACAAGGCGACAGCAGAGUGCAUGGCAGCGGCUCGGUUUAACCACAGCCUGCCGUCGCAGCGGUGCAGCGGCCCCGCCCCGCCCUGCCGCCGCGCCAGCCGGCCCCCCAAACCGCGGCUUUCCCCUCAGUCCAGCGAGGAGAGCGGCGAGCAGCGGGGCGAGCCGACCAACACCCCGCCGCCGCCGCCUCAGCUCUCAGACAGUGAUGAAAGUGCUGAAGUGAAGGACGGCGAGGCGACGAAGCCCAAACCUCCAAACCCUCCGGCCGCCUCCAGCCAGGAGAGCGCCGAGCCCACGCCCGGCGGGACGCAAGCCCACAACCACAGGCCGGACCCGGGCCAGAGCCAAGCACCCCGACCUGCUGGGACACCAGGGGGCGCCAGAGAGGAAGAGGAAGAAGAGGAGGAGGAGGGAGGAGGUGAGGAAGAAGAGGAAGAGGAAGAAGAAGAAGAGGGAAACUGAUGGAGAAUGUGUUGAAGGAUGAUCAGCGGUUACCGUCUGGUGUUUGGAGCCAUGAGGCGUCGUUAUAAAAAUUUCUUACAUUCAAUUUUGUAUCUUCAAGCCAAAGUUGUAAUUUAUAGAGAACAUUAUGUUGAUGUGAAAUUUUACUGUUUGCAUUGAUGACAAGUUUUUAUGCUUUUCAGUUUUUGUUUGAAUACUGUUUGUUUUGUUGU
This is a messenger RNA of Myripristis murdjan (pinecone soldierfish), 3158 nucleotides long. It is a transcript of the gene oc90, whose product is annotated as otoconin 90. The coding region runs from base 1 to 2946 and encodes 981 amino acids. Gene Ontology annotation, molecular function: calcium ion binding; phospholipid binding. Gene Ontology annotation, biological process: phospholipid metabolic process; lipid catabolic process; arachidonate secretion. Lineage: Eukaryota; Metazoa; Chordata; Actinopteri; Holocentriformes; Holocentridae. The transcript has 22 exons. The record is from RefSeq and is a predicted model, not a curated record.